Rubroshorea leprosula is the source of this 2068-nucleotide messenger RNA. NCBI's taxonomy places the organism in Eukaryota, Viridiplantae, Streptophyta, Magnoliopsida, Malvales, Dipterocarpaceae. The record is from the annotation of a GenBank genome assembly.
AAAAAAUCAUUUUGCAGCACCCUCCUCGCUAAAGUAGGCCACUUCCUUAUCUGCCCAAAAAUCCAAUCUUCCCUACCUGCCAACGUGUUUCCGGUGCGAAAUAUACCUACCCGUCGCCUAAAGAACAAUAACGACACUUCUAUCUUCCUCCCUCAUCCUCUGUGAACCCUAGUUGAAUCCCAUCACAGAAUUAGGGUUAGCUCGUUAAUUCCUUCAGUCCCAGGGGCUACUCUUUUUUCUGCAGUUUUAUUUUAAUAGGUUGGUGUCGUUGUGUGGAAUGGCCUCUGUAUCUAGUCAGCCGCAGUUUCGCUAUACUCAACCCCCAUCUAAAGUGCUCCACUUAAGAAACCUGCCAUGGGAGUGCACGGAGGAAGAGCUGAUUGAACUUGGGAAGCCAUUUGGUAAAGUUGUGAACACAAAGUGCAAUGUCGGAGCAAACCGGAAUCAAGCUUUCAUUGAGUUUGCUGACUUGAAUCAAGCUAUCAAUAUGAUAUCAUAUUAUGCUUCAUCCUCAGAGCCAGCUCAAGUACGGGGAAAGACUGUCUAUCUGCAAUAUUCUAAUAGGCAAGAAAUAGUAAACAACAAAACAACUGCUGAUGUUGCUGGAAAUGUACUCUUGGUAACAAUUGAGGGUAAUGAUGCUCGCCAAGUCAGCAUUGAUGUUCUACACCUGGUAAGAAAACCGCCCAUGUCAAGGAAAUAUCUCCAGUGGCAGCUUAGUGCAUCAGGGGAAAGAGCACAUGUAUUUUCAGCUUUUGGGUUUGUGCAUAAGAUUACUACUUUUGAGAAGACAGCUGGAUUUCAGGCAUUGGUGCAGUUUUCUGACACAGAAACAGCCUCCUCUGCAAAAAAUGCACUGGAUGGACGAAGCAUCCCUAGGUAUCUGCUUCCUGAGCAUAUGGGUCCAUGUACACUUAGGAUCACAUACUCUGCUCACACUGAUUUAAGUGUGAAAUUUCAGAGCCACCGUAGCAGGGACUAUACAAACCCCUACCUUCCUGUUGCACCAUCUGCAAUAGAUGGAAGUGGUCAGUUGAGUUUGGGUCUUGACGGGAAGAAGUUAGAGCCAGAGAGUAAUGUUCUUCUUGCAUCUAUUGAGAACAUGCAAUAUGCUGUUACCCUGGACGUUCUACAGAUGGUCUUUUCUGCUUUUGGUCCAGUUCAAAAGAUUGCGAUGUUUGAUAAGAAUGGUGGGCUUCAGGCUUUGAUUCAGUACCCUGAUGUUCAGACAGCAGUUGUUGCCAAAGAAGCCUUGGAAGGGCAUUGCAUAUAUGAUGGAGGGUUUUGCAAGCUUCACAUCUCAUAUUCACGCCACACUGAUCUCAGUAUCAAGGUCAACAAUGAUCGGAGCAGAGACUAUACAAUCCCAAACACUGCUAUGGUGAACCCCCAACCUUCUAUUCUGGGGCAACAGCCAGCUCAAAUGAUAGGUCCUGGUGCUCCCAACUUCAAUGCAACUCAAUACCCUCCAAAUGCAGAGCAGGCCAUGAUGCCUCAACAUUCAGGUGGGUGGGGCUCUGCUGUUCCACCAGUGCCUCAAUCUAUACCUAUGCAGAUGACCAGUCAUCCUUAUAUGCCACCUGCAACUAUGCCUCAAAUGGUUCCUGGAAUGAUGCAAAUGCCAGCUCACACCAGCCCUAUGCAGGCAGGGACAAGGCCUCCAUAUGGGCCUAACUCAAUGCAAUAGAAAUCAUCUGAAGUUCUUGCUUUGCUGAGGUUUUCUACUAGGGAAGUGAGAUAUUCAAUUCAGAGCAUCACCCACUAGCAUACCUGAGGAAUCUCACAUUCCUUAGGAUUGGUUAAUUUUUUGUUAUCUUUCUGAAAUUUUGAUGGGGAGAUUUUAAAUUAGAGAGUGGAAUAGAGUCCUGUUGCGAGCUCAAGUCUGUGUUACAAACCUUGUUUGACCAUGUUCAAAACAUUUGGAUAUUCAUCUAGGUGAAGGAUGUUGGCAGAAAGAGCAGCAUUUAUUAAUUUUGUUCUCCCCUUUGGCUUCCUUGAACAGUGUCAUACCUGGAACUGGAUUCCUUGUUGGUAACUUGGUAUUGAAUAAUAUAUUGUUGUCUCUGGU